This is a messenger RNA of Tetrahymena thermophila SB210, 1692 nucleotides long. RefSeq names its product transmembrane protein, putative. NCBI's taxonomy places the organism in Eukaryota, Ciliophora, Oligohymenophorea, Hymenostomatida, Tetrahymenidae. The record is from RefSeq and is a predicted model, not a curated record. The transcript has a single exon.
AUGAUAAAUAAUCAUAACUUGGGUAACUAAGAUUUAAACAGCCCAAAAGAAUUUGAUUUUGGAUUUUAGGGUAAGUUUUAAACUCAGUCAAUAUAUGGCACAUAAUAGACAUUAAAUAGACAGGCAACACAACCUAAAAAGACAUAAUUUGCGUAAGAAAAUUAAUAUUAAAAUGAAAACAUACCUCCGGAAGAUUAUAAUACAGAUCAACAAUUAAAACUCAUCCCUAAUUCACCACUGUUAACAUCUCCAAGACCUUUUUAGGAAUUACAUUAAAAUUUAAUUUAUUAAAAUAAAUAAUAAAAUGGUCAAAUGUAAACCAACAUUGGCGACUUAAAUUACUAAAAUUAUGGCUAAACAAGAAAUGGGAAUAUUUAUGAAGCAAAAAGUUAAGAAAAUAAUGAUAAGACUUACUAAAAUUAGAGACUAUUUUCUUAUGAAUGUAUUGAUAAUGAUAUGUUUUAAUCACAAAACAGAAUAUUAACUCCUCACAAUUUCAGUUAAGAUAAUAAUAGAUUUUAGUAAUAUUUUGGUCGAAUGGAUCAAAGCAAUAACUAAAAGGAUCUUAGCAAUAAGAAUAGUCAGAAAUAAAUGAAUACAAACCAUAUUCAAAACAAGGAUAUUAAUUUAUAAGAAUAAGAAAAUCCAGAGCUUUUUUCAUACAGAAACGAUAUUAAUUAGGAAGAAUAAAAAAUUCUUAAUGCUAGACUUACAAAUAGUAUGAUCCAAUAAAAUGAAAUUUAAGUAUCUGCUUCAUAAUAAAUGAACAAUUAAAAAAAUGAAAAUGAAAAAGCGAAUAUUGAAAGGUCAUAAUCCUCUUUGAACAGAAAGAAAAUAAAUAAUUACGAAAAUUAAUACUACAAUAUUAUUAUGACAAAAUAUAAUAUUUGUAUUUCUGUACUGGUAGUAUUCCUUAAUACAUUUACAUUUGGGAUGUUUUGGGCUCUAUUCUACUUUGAAUUUUAGUCAGCAUAAUAUCUUACUGGUAUUCAGCAAAGCAAUAAUUUCUUUUUCAUAGUAAGUAGUAUGGGGCAUACAGACUAUUAAGACUUUUUUAUUUACUACAGGUAAAUAAUUGACACUGUAGAAUACUUUAUUCUCUUAAUUGCGUUGUUUUCCAACCCUAGAAAGUGCUUAGAAAUAUUCAAAUUAUUUUUUUUCUAUGCAAACUUUGUAAUAACUGUUUUCUGCUUUGCUAGAAUGGAGAAGUUACUCUACUAUAGUGAUUCUUUGCAAUUAAAAUCUGCUAUAGAAAAAUAUAAUUAAUGCUAAAUGUCUAACGAAGGAGCUUUUAAAGAUUCAUUUUCAAAUUAUUAUUUCAUUUUGAAAAUUUAUAUUUAUGCUAUACCAGUAUCAGUAGUUUUAUAAUUAAUUUGCUUUGUAUAUUAUCAACCAAAUUAAGAAAAUUUACUGAACUAAUAACUAUAAUAAAUUAUAAAAUAACAAAAUAGUAAAUAACCAAAAAAUUAAUCACAAAACAACUUGAAUUAAAAUAACAUUUAACAAAAUAAAGAUGUUUAAAAUUAAGAGAAAGCUCAAAAUUAAGAAUCUGUAAAUGUUUAAAAUUAGCCUUUUAUACUUCCUAGUAUGUUAAAUAGCACAGUAUAAGUUAGAGAUGGUAAUGUUUAACUAAAUAUAUCUCCUACUUACAAGGAAAAAGCUCCUACAUAACAAAAUCAAGUCCUAGAGUGA